AUGCCUCAUCUUUCUCCCCCAGCUAACUACCCACAGAUACCAGACGAUCUCUGCCACCAAUGUCUCGAGAUAUUCGAAAGGGACUUCACCUUAACCCCAAGUCCUCAGAACUUGGUAUACGUCAACUCUCAAAACCCGCUUGGAUGUCGCCUCUGCGCCCUCUUCCUCGACAAGUUCGAUUCAAGUCCCGAUGCGAUGUCGCCGUUGGAAUUGGGGUACGUGUUGAGGUGUCGAGACGGAUACUUCAUGGGCGUGUUCGAUAUCGAGUUCUUCGUGAUGCAGGAGGCUUCGGCGGAGGGGCGUAGGAUUAGACUGUGUUUUCAAGAGGAGUUGCGCACAGAGUCGAGCAUGCCACAUCCGGUCCCUUACGACCUUACAAUAUCUACCACGACCGGUUCAGGGCAGAGUUUCGCGAGGGCAAGAGGAUGGGUGAGAGAGUGUAUGGAUAUUCACGUUGAGUGCAAAUUGGCAGUCCCCAGCUCCAAUUUCAUGCCCACUAGGUUGGUCGAGAUCGCUUCCGGACGUCUACUGAAUAUUCGAUUGCGGAAGGGGAGCGAAAUAGCACCUGAGGCACCAUACGCGGCCUUGAGCCACUGCUGGGGCUCGAAUAUGCCUUACAAACUGACACAGGCCCGGUUGAGCUCUUGCAUUAUUCAAGAUUCCGCCGAAGAUUGGGGAAAAGAGUCAGCUCAGAUGGGGUCCAUCUACAACCACAGCCUCCUAAACAUCGCCGCCACCGGCUUUUCUAACGGCGAAAACGGCCUUUUCAGCCGAAGAGAUCCAGCUCUCCUGCUCCCCAUCAAGGUAACCUUGCAACAAGACAUACACACUGUGCGUAAAAACAACCACAGACAAAUGGAUAUGAAAAGGGGCAACUACCUCCUAAUCGAUGUCAACACCUGGAAAGACGCUGUCGACGAAUCCCCGCUCUGCAACCGGGGCUGGGUAGCCCAGGAGCGCACCCUUUCAAUCCGCACGCUGCACUUAGGUCACCGCCAGCUCUUCUGGGAAUGCCUCUGCAAGUCGCGAAGCGAAGUUUUUCCCGAGGGGUUCGUGCAAGGCACCCUGGCCAAACACCCGAAACGCUUCCUCCAGUCGCGAGCGAGUGAACAAGCAAGUCGGAUGGAAAAGGCCGAAAAGUUUCGACAAUCUCAUAAGGAUGCUAAGAUCAGGUACCGAGAGCGCCUGGAGAGGGAGAGAAUGGGCAAAGACAAGUACAGUUUGUUCCCCACAUCAUUUUUCAAGCCGAAGGGGUACACCAUGUCCGAUUGGAUGGCCAUGUGGACGCCUCAGGACCUGGAAGGAUGCGAUUUGUCGGUUUUUGAUGAUAUUUCGAACAAGCUCGUUGCUAUUUCUGGUUUGGCUAGUUUGAUCAGUAAGGACAUGAAGUGUCAGUACCUUGCAGGAAUGUGGAGGAAGGAUCUUGAGCAUCAACUUCUAUGGAAAGUCAGGGUUACACGACCAGAGGCUGCCUUUGGCAAUACGAGGGGUCCUUCUUGGACGUGGGCGUCGGUAGAUGGCUCUGUUAAGACUCCUUGGAUGGAGUCGGGCUGCGUUGGGUUACACGAACAUUCCCCUCUUCGUUGGAUAAUGACUGACGAAAUUUCCAGCCAUCCGGAGAAAUUAACCUGGAUAUCCAAGGUUAAUCAAGCCCAGGUGACCCCGUUAGGGUCACGCGAAUUUGGUCAAGUCAAAUCCGGGUGCCUCACCAUAACCGGCCGCCUCGGAGUCUUCCGCAUCGACAAAUCCAAGACGAUGACGAACCCACCCGUCAACGGAAAGGGAAAACUCGUGUCUAAAAAGACCUGGAUUGCAGCCUCGUGGGACACUCUAGAGACUGAGGCAGUCUUUGGCCCGUCUGGACGCACGGAGUUGUGGCGUUACACCGAGUACGGAACUCAAGGUAACUCGAAGACAAAGGCAAAGGCAAAUCAGUUGAACGUGUUCUGUCUUCCGACGCGGAUCAUGAAUGCAGAUCCUGUCAAUAUUGAUUACGAAGCACCCAUGCUCACGGGACUACUGCUAUUGCCUGGGGGAAAGAAUGGAUAUUACCGAAGGAUUGGUCAAUACGAGGUUUCGGAACACUGGGAGGAUGGCUCUGUUGCCGCUUUCACGAACAAGACGACGUUGCUGGAUUCGAGCCUGUAUAUAUCGAAGGAUAAGAAGGGUAAUUUCAAGAUUGUCAUUGUCUGA
This is a messenger RNA of Pseudomassariella vexata, 2193 nucleotides long. RefSeq lists its product as uncharacterized. Lineage: Eukaryota; Fungi; Ascomycota; Sordariomycetes; Amphisphaeriales; Pseudomassariaceae. The record is from RefSeq and is a predicted model, not a curated record. The coding region runs from base 1 to 2193 and encodes 730 amino acids. The transcript has 5 exons.